Messenger RNA from Chlamydomonas reinhardtii, 5094 nucleotides. RefSeq lists its product as uncharacterized. The transcript is spliced from 14 exons. Lineage: Eukaryota; Viridiplantae; Chlorophyta; Chlorophyceae; Chlamydomonadales; Chlamydomonadaceae. Gene Ontology annotation, molecular function: adenyl-nucleotide exchange factor activity; protein homodimerization activity; protein-folding chaperone binding. The record is from RefSeq and is a predicted model, not a curated record. The coding region runs from base 511 to 4839 and encodes 1442 amino acids. Gene Ontology annotation, biological process: protein folding.
CUAAACUUUGCACGCAAAAAACUGCACGCAGUGGGACGAAACCUUGCACCUUGCAAGCUACGCAAGAAACCGGGCUCGAGAGAAGUCUAGAGCUCGCUCGAAUGCCCAGUGAUUGUAAAUUGUUAGUAGCAACACAUUGCAAUAUUGCAAAAUGUCAGCCAUCGUCUGUUCGAAAUUGCACAAACUUGACAACCUGCGACCCUCGGGCCCUCCUAACUGUGCAACUGCAGUGCGCUUGGACCAUGAAGAGCUACUUGUAUACACAUGAAGAGCUAAUGGCAGCGGCUAUUCGUCAUUGCGGGCAUCAAAUCAUAGCUCAAAACUUGCACGCUCAGCGGUGCCGCGCCGACACAUUGCGCCCCUUCCCACUGACUGAACAUUAUAUAAGACCCUUAUUAACUACAAAGAUAAGUAAGAGUGUGCUAUCUACAUCUGCGGUCCUCCAACUGAGACAUUCCAAUACGACUCGCUGAACGCCCGAGCGCUGGAGCGUAAACGCAGUUACCUAGCAUGAGGGCUUCACCCCUCGUGGGCUGCCGCGGGCGGCCGAGCGCAGCCGCAUCAAGCGGUGGCGCAACGCUGGCUGCUGCAGCACGCGCUCCGACCACCCGAGCACCCAUCUGUGGGACGCUGCGCUGCCGUGACGGCCGCCUGAGUACGGCCGCAGUCCUCACAGCGGGUCGACGCCGCGCGGCGCCACACCGGCCCAGCACCGCACGGUCAUUGCAUGUGGUGGCUCGUGGAGCCUUCGGGGACGGCUACGGGGCUGGAGCGGGGGGCCGGGGCGGCGGCGGGCGGCGGCCUCGCGACCUGCAGCAGCUGAUGGAGCUGCUCAGUGGCGGGGGCGGCGAGGACCCGGAGCAGUUCCUGGACCUGGUGUCUGACGCGCCGCGCGUCAUGGAGCCGCGCCGCCGCGGUGGCGCGGGACCGCCGCUGUCCAUGCGGCAGCUGGCGCAGGCGCAGGCAGCGCAGGCGGAGGCGCGGCGGCGCGCGGCGCUGCAGCAGCAGCUGCUGCAACUGAACAUGGCGGCGCAGGCGGCGGCGCGGCGCCAGGCAGAGGCGGAGGAGGAGGCGCGGCGGGAGGCGGCGCGGCGAGCCAUGCUGGAGAGCGCCAGGCGCCACCUGCCCCGCUAUGGCACCACGGACGAGGUGGCCCGCCUGGCCAGUGCGCUGGCGGCGGCGGGCGUUCGCGACCCCGAGCUGUGCAACGCCAUGGUGCGACAGCUCGUCAGUGAGCAACAGCAGCAGGCGCAGCAGGCGCAGCAGCAAUGGCAGGCGGCGUGGCCGCCGCAGCCGAGGCAGACGGCGCCGCAGGCGCAGGGGCAAGCUCCGGCGCAGGGCCAGGGCCAGGGUCGGGUGGCGGAGCGGGACGUGGACUCCAACAGCCUGGCUGAGCUGUUGGACGCCUUCGCCGCCAUGCGGCACCGGCCCAGUGACGCCGAGAUGGCGGAGCUGCUGCGCCGCCACCACCUGCAACAGCAGGCCAAGCAGCAGCAGCAGCAGCAGGCGGCAGCGGCGGCCCAGGCGGCCGCGCAGCAGCAGGCGCUGCUGCAGGCGCAGCAGCAGGCGGCACAGGCACAGGCGCAGCGGCAGCAGCAGGCGGGCCGGUCGCAGCCCAUGCUGCAACCACGUGGGAUGGGCAUACCCAAGCCGCCCACGCCUGCGCCUCCUCCCCCACCGACCCCGCAGCAGCAGCAGCAGCAGCAGCAGCAGCAGCAGCAGGAGGAGGAUGCUGGCCCGAGCACGAGCGGCGGAGUGCGCACAUCCCCUGAGGCGGCUGCGCGGCUGCUGCAGUCGCUGUCGCGCAUGGGCUACAACCCAGACGACGCCACGCUACAACGCCUGCUGGAGCAGCUACAGCCGCAGCGGCUGCAGCUACAGCCAGACGCUGCCCGUGCCGCGCAGCUGCAGCAGCAGCGGCAACGGCAGCAGCAGCAGGUGGCAGCGGCGGCAGCGGCUGCGGCGGCCACCGAGGAGCAGCGACGGCGCCAGCAGGCCGCGCAGCAGCAGCAGCAGCAGCAGCAGCAAAUGCAGAUGCAGCAGCAGCGGCAGCGGCAGGCGGAGCCUGAGCGCGUGGCGGGCGCGGCACCGGAUGAAGUGGAGGAGGAGGACGAUGACAACGACGAGGAUGAGCUGAGCUUUAGCCUGGCGCGCGAUGCGCAGGCAGUGGCAAAUGCCAUUCGGGCCCUGGAGCGAAUGGGGCGCCGCGGCGAGGCGGCGGCGCUGCGGCAGCGCUUCCAGAGGCACGUGCAGGAGGUGCAGGAGCGCGCCGCGAGGGAGCGCGCGGCGCGGCUGCAGCAGCGCCGGCAGCAGGAGCAGCAGCAGGAGGCGGCAGCGGCGGCGCGUGCGCGCGCCGAGGCAGAGGCGGCGCAGCGGCAGCGCGCAGCGGCGGCGGCGGCCGCGGCAGCGGAGGCGGCGCGGCGCGAGCAGGAGUCUGCGGCGGCUGCGGCUGAGGCCGCUGCCGAGCGGGAGCGGGAGCGGGAGCGCCAGGCGGCGGCUCAGCAGCAGUCGCUUCGGGGGCUGCUGGCAAAGCGGCUGCGGGCGGCAGGCGACUGGCAGCAGAUACGGGCGCUGCUGUUCACGUACGCCGAGGCCGCCGACUUCGCCUGCGUGGCGGCGGCGGCGGCGCGGCUGGCGGAGCUGCUGGCGGGGCCCGGCGGCCGCCGCGCCGCCGCCGGCCUGGGUCUGCGCGGCCGCGGCGAGCUGGGCGACCUGCUGGAGGGCAUGGCGGAGCUGGCGCUGGAGCCGGGCGCGGGGCGGCUGGCGGGCGCCAGCGCGGAGCAGGCGGCCAGCCUGCUGGUGUCGGUGGUGGCGCUGCGCUACCUGGACGAGCGCCUGCUGGUUGGGCUGCUGCGGCGGCUGCGGGAGGUGCUGCACGAGGCAGGGCCGGACAGCCUGGCGGCGGCGCUGGCGGCGCUGGCGGACUGCGGCGUGCGCCCCACGCCGCCCUGGAUGGAGGCCGUGCUGGCCCGCUGUGGGGCGCAGCUGGCGGCCUUCGCGCCCAACGACCUGGCCGGACUGCCGGUGUGGCUGGCGCGUCUGGGCGCGCACCCGGGUCGCUCCUGGCUGAGCAGCUACCUGGACGUAUUGCAGGCGCGGGAGGGCGAGCUCAGUCAGGCUGUGGUGUCGGAGGCGGUGCGCGCCGUGGCGGCACUGGACAGGCCCCUGCUCAAUGCCUGGAGGGAGGCGGCGGCGGCGCGCCAGCAGCAGCAGCGGCAGCAGCAGCAGGCGCAAGGGCAGCAGCAGGGGCAGCAGCAACAGGGGGAGCGGGAGCGGGACCAGGCGGAGCCCGUCCAGAGGGCGAAGCAGGCGCAGGCGGCCGACCCUGACCUGCAGAGGGCUAACGCGCUGGCGUCAGUCGAUGAGACGCUGGCGGAGGAGGCGCAGGAUCAGGAGGAUGGCGCUGACCAGGAGGAGGCGGAGGGGGGGGUGGAGGCUGCGCCGGGGCAGCCACGCGCAGCUGACGCCAGCACCAGCGGUCGCGGGGCGGAGACGGCCACCGACACGAGCCGCGGCCAGGCCAGGGGCAGGGGCAAGGUGCACGCGGCGAACGCGUCAGCGCCCAGCUCGCCGCCGCUGCAGUUUAUCGAGCUAGACGUGGACAGCGAGCAGCAGGCGCCGCCGCGCGCCGCGGGGGCUGCCGCUCCCACCACCACUUCUUCUGCUCCUACUGCUCCUGCGGCCGUUGCCUCUUCGGCAGCUACAGCCGGCGCCGGAUUGGGUGUCGGCCGCGGCGCGGGCAGCGAGGCCGCUGGUGGCGCUGCCGCUGGCACGCAGCUGCCCGGCAGCUACUCGGUGGAUGGGUUCUACACGCCCCUGCCGUACGAGGGCGCUGACGAGGGCGAGGAGGAGGCGGAGACGGAGGAGGCAGACUCGGAGCAGGGCGAGCAGCGCGCAUCGGGUACCGCGGCUGCUACUGCUGCCACUGCUACUGCCGAUUUGGAAGGCUCCAACCUGGUGCUGGACGAGGCUGUAGCGGAGGCAGUGGCGGACGCGGCGCACGGCGGUGCGGCCGGCACCGCGGCGGAGGCGCAGCAGACAGCUCCCACGGCCAAGCCGGGCUCGGGGCAGGGCGGCAUCCGCAUCAAGGUGCAGAGCGCCAAGCCCGAACAGCCGCAGCAACCGCAGCAGAAAUCGCAGCCGCAGCCGCAGCCGCAGCCGCCCAAGGCCAAGCCGCAGCCCUCGCCUCAAGAGGUGGCGCAGGCGCGGGCGCUGCGCUCGCUGCUGCUGGAGCGAUACGAGGCGGUGGCGGCCUGCGCGCAGCAGGCGCGGGAGCGGCAGGAGCGCGCGGCGCGCGGCGAGGAGGCCUCGGCCUCGGACCUGGGCAACGGCGGGGGGCUGGGCGGGGGCUUCAGUGUGCCUAGCGGCCUGGGCGGCGGCGUGUCUGACCGCGACGUGGCGCUGGCGGCCAAGGUGCUGGCGGCGCGCGACCAGCUGGCGCGGCUGCAGGCGGACUUUGACAACGCCAAGCGGCGCGCGGAGCUGGAGCGGGAGCAGGCCACGGCCCGCGCCAAGGCCGACGUGCUGAAGCCGCUGCUGGGCAUGGCCGAUAACUUUGAGCGCGCGCGGCAGAGCAUCAAGCCGCAGACGCCGGGCGAGGCGGCGGUGCACGACGCCUACCAGGCGCUGGCGGGGCAGCUGGAGGCCUUCCUCAAGCAGCAGGGGCUGGAGCCGGUGGGCGGCGAGGGCGAGGUUUUUGACCCCAACCUGCACGAGGCGGUGAUGCGCGAGGACCGCGACGAUGUGCCCGACGGCACCGUGACGGGCGUGUUCCAGAAGGGCUACCGCCUGGGCGAGCUGCUGGUGCGGCCGGCGCUGGUCAAGGUGGCUUACAGCUGAGCUAGGGCGGUUGUAAAUAGGUGGCAAGGGAUGGACAGAGAGCUUUCAGGGAGCAGGUGCGGGAGCUGCUGGCGCGGAAAUUGGAAAGUCGGACUUGCGAGCGGGUGUGCCCGUUUGGAGUUGUAACGUGAUCACCAGGGAACGGACAGCUAGCGCAUUGGCGCAUUGCAUUCGAAGGUGCGUACGUAAAUCGCCAGACAGGUAGAACAGCCAUGUGCGCCGGAGUUUGCCAUUCCCGAAUUGUACCGCCAUGGC